GGACAUUGGACCUAUCGUCUAGUCGUGAUCCGCCCAAAAGUUCCUGAGUUUUUUGUCCUCCACCUGUCGUGUAUACAACUUUUAUAUACUGGUUCUACAUUUCAAUUUCUAAUUACCGCUUCUUGCCCCAGCGCGAGCGCCGCAUGGGCAUGCUAUAUGAUUCGGAGGUCUAGGUCUACCUGACACACCUACACCACGAUCAUCACCACCCAUAUCAUAAUGGCGUCGAGCAGUUCGUAUGUGCCGGCGCAGGCGAAGUACGUGAAGGUACCGACGCUGCACCGCAACAAGAAGUACCACCCGCGGCCGAUCGGGUACCGCGUAUGGAUUGCAAAAAUGUCUGGGUCUGGAAGAUUGCAAGAUUUGUCAUGCAGGUUCAACAUGACGCAUGAGGUCUGGAAUGCAGGAUCUAGCAUGACAGAUUCUGUGAGAUCUGUAUCAUGCCUAUUCUGCAUGACAAACUCACUCCCAACUUGGUCAAAAGUGGACAGCUUUUGACUUUGACCCUCAUGCAACACAAAUUGUUUCAGGAUCCAGAUUUAGCAUCACAAGUUUGUAUUCUUCCAGACCCAGACAUUUUUACAUUUGAUACCGCGGGAACCACGACCAUGGCAAGGACCUGGAUGACCCGGUGUAUUAUCAAAUGUAAAAAUGUCUGGGUCUGGAAGAAUGCAACUUGUGAUGCUGUAGUUGGAUUCCAAAAAAAUCUGUAUUGCAUGAGUACCAAAGGGAAUGCAGUUUUUGCUACGCUGAGAAGGCAUUUGUCAUUCGGAAUAGGCAUCACGAAGCCCUCUAAAAAUCUGUAUUGCUAGUGUAUGCAUCACAGACAUCAUGGCUUAUGCAAAACGUGCAUGACAAGAGUCAGAAUUUCCCAGACCCAGACAUUUUUACAGUUGAUAUGUAUCCGACGAAAGUGAUUCCCCACGAGCUCCGGCCGAAGCAUUCCACGGACUGGCGAAACGCGGGGCGGGCGUUAUUAACGGCGUCGCUGGCGAUGAUCGAGGGGCAGCGGAUGAAGCACUUAGGCAUGUUCAAAAAGUGGCAGGAAAAGGGCUACUGCGGCGAACGCUGUCUGGCGCAGUGCGCCUGCAACGCGGAUCGGUUCUUCUGCGCAAAUCGGGUCAAGGGAUCCUUCUUCGACUUCGUCAACGCCACGGACGGAAUUCUGCUGCGGUACCGUGGCGAGAUCGCGCCGCAGGAUUUCGCGAACAAGAAGGGCAAGAAGCCGGUAUACACGGUGCCGCGACCGGUGGCCACGCAAAACGAAAGGAAGAGCAAGGUGUACUUCGUGCAUAACAUCGGAACCACUAGCUUUAUUGAAGAAUCGGGAGCAACAAGUGCAGUUUCGGAUCUGGAUCCUGUGACGCAACAAGGUGUUUAUACCGAUGGUCAGGAUCACGACAGGGAACAAUGCGAAGGCGCCGCCGCUUUCGGAUCUGGGUCUUCACAGGACCGUGUCACCUACCACGGCCGGCACCAAGUUGACCAACUGGAGAUAAGCGGAGCGAAAAACAACCGAAGCCAAGUCAUCCUCCGUGCGGAGAAAACCGAAUUCGUGCAUCCAGCGUUCCAACUAGGUCCAGAUCUGGAGGACCUAAGGCAGACGGGGGAAAAAGUGUCUUCGGAAAGGUUCCUGGGAAGUAGGUCGCAGAACAUGAACAGUAUCAUCUCAACGCUGCAACAUGUUGACGGUGAGGAGGGGAGGAACAUACGAGAUGAAACCUCUCUGUCGACGACAUCUGGUUCUGGCCGCGCUGCCGCAGGCUCUCUUGACGGCUUCAGUGACGACGUUCUGGAAGAAGAUGAGGCCGACGCGGAGCUUAUCAACUGCAAAAAUGUCUGGGUCUGGAAGGUUGGAACUUGUGAUGCUAACUUUGGACUCUGAAAAAAUCUGUACUGCAUGACAAGCAAAAGGAGUCUAGUUUGUGCUACGCGGGGAGGGCAUUUGUCAUGCGGAGUAGGCAUCAGGAUCAGGAAGCCCUCUAAAAAUCUGGGAUGCUAGGUCGUGCAUUGCAGACGUCCUGGGUCAUGCAAAAUAUGCAUGAUAAACCCGGCAACGUUCCAGACCCAGACAUUUUUGCAUUUGAUAGAGCUAGCCUUGUUGCAGUUCGAAGCCCAGCGAGAAGACGACGAGCAGGGGGACGACGAUGAGGAUGUUGAUGCUCUGGAGGGAGAUGAUUUUGCCGAGGACGAGGGUCGUGACCAGGAGAAUGAGCAAGGGUGACUACAAGCUCUAGAAGUAGUACACAAAUGGCUCCUGCGUGACCGAUGAUGUCGUUCAUCUCCUGCUCGUGCUGCAAACGCAUUGAUUACGACGAUUUCGCGAUGCCAAUGCCAAACAAACUUUCUUGGCUCUGCAACAUUAUGCUCCUUGAGGAUUGUUCAUGACUAAGUAGUAUGCAGUAGAAGUGAUCUAAUAUCAUCAUCUACCGACAGAAGACUCCCAUACGGCCUGGUUUUAUGUGCGCCAGAAAGAUGCUCAAUUGCGAUGAAAACGACCAAUGAAAAGCAAAGACUAAGACUGACCAAAAACGCCACACGUCCUUUGAGAUCCCUAG
Molecule: messenger RNA, 2558 nt
Organism: Amoebophrya sp. A120
Lineage: Eukaryota; Dinophyceae; Syndiniales; Amoebophryaceae
Source: the annotation of a GenBank genome assembly